Cryptococcus wingfieldii CBS 7118 is the source of this 1896-nucleotide messenger RNA. RefSeq names its product calcium activated cation channel. The coding region runs from base 1 to 1896 and encodes 631 amino acids. Gene Ontology annotation, biological process: monoatomic ion transport; transmembrane transport. The record is from RefSeq and is a predicted model, not a curated record. The transcript has 14 exons. Lineage: Eukaryota; Fungi; Basidiomycota; Tremellomycetes; Tremellales; Cryptococcaceae. Gene Ontology annotation, molecular function: monoatomic ion channel activity. Gene Ontology annotation, cellular component: membrane.
AUGGGUGACGCCUUGGCAGUAGAAGAGCAGCGCUCGCUCAUGAGCGCUAGAUCCCUCACUCCCGAGCCGGUAUUGCUGACACAAAGUCGCUCAGAACUUGUCAAGCGAUGUCGUGCCAUGAUCAUCAAGCUACUCCCUGUCGAAGUCGAGCCAUCGCAGAUAACCGAUGCCACUAGCAGUAUCAUCACUCCCGAGGUCAUUGCUGCAUUCGCCAAGUGCGGUGGAGACUUUGGAGAGACGAUCCCCUUUGCUCUCCUCCGUGCCCAAACCAACUUUAUCAGCGAAGCCUACAAAAAUCCGGCCGACUACGAUGAGAACACUUGUAGGGGUCUCGCAGCAGAGGUACUAGCUCGACGCAUCGUGCACAACUUGCCGACCGACAGGCUUGAGAGCGUCAUGAGCACUCGGUACCGCUACAGAGAGAGUGACGGUGACGUCUCGGCGCCCACUAGUGCUCUCGAGACUGCUAUCGAUCAACACUGCACUGACUUCUUGUCUUCCAGUGAAGCUCAGCACGUCGUCAACUCUCUCUGGCGAGGAGAUUGGGUACAGCGCAACAAUGACGAUAUGGACAUUGACUAUGUACCUUACGAGCCCGUCGAGACAGACAGCUUUUGGAGACAUUUGAACCCUGAUAGAAUGGCUGUGCCCAGGUACCAAGCUGUCUUCAAGAUCUUGGUAUGGUUUGUCUUCCUGUUCGUUUAUUCUCAAACGGUCCAGGGACCCCUCGAGCAUUUCGAUGCCGAUAGGAAAUGGGACUUUUACGAGGUUCUGUUGUACUUCUUGUCGGGGUCAUUCCUGAUCGAAGGCAAGUCGUUUCUCCCUGGUGGUCGAAAGUUUGCUGAUGGCAAAAUUGUACGAGUCGCUCCUCGUCCUAUGGCGGCCGUCGGCUUCUGGACAGUAGUCAACAUCAUCAUCGACGUGCUCCUCGUCACUGCUUUCGGCCUUCGUGUGGCGGGACUCAGUGUGGACCCUUCUGAUACCGACACAUCCCAGCACCUACAUUUCAGGAGUUUCCAAGUGCUCAGUUGCGUGGCGCCAUUCAUCUGGAUGAAAUUGCUCACCGUCUUUGACGGUUUCCAGACUGUUGGAACUCUUCAAGUCGUCGUAUCCCGCAUGCUCCGAGAGUCGACGAUCUUCUUCAUCUUAUUGACCAUUAUGGGUGUUGGAUUUGUGCAGUCUCUCUAUGCCCUGGAUGCUGCCGAUGGAGAGAGCGGCGGCAAAGCUAUCGUUAUCAACAACCUGAUUCAAGCGCUCUUAGGAUCUCCCGACUUUGAAUCGCCUUCAGAACGUUUCGGAUAUCCCUUCGGUCUCAUCGUCUUCUACGGCUGGAACUUUGUCGCAACCAUCAUUCUCGUCAAUGUCCUUAUCGCCUUGUUUGGCUCUGCCUACUCGGACGUGACGGACAACGAGACUGAUGAGUACUUGGUCUUCUUUGCCCACAAGACUAUCGACUUGAUCCGAGCUCCGGACUCGUAUGUCUAUCCUGCCCCCUUCAACUUGAUCGAAGCGUUCUUCAUUGCACCGCUCGAGUUUGUUCUUUCAAACGAAAAGUACAUUGCUCUUAACCGUGUCGUCAUGACGGCCAUCUUUGUGGUUCCACUUACCGUCAUUGCUCUUUUCGAAUCUCAAAUUGCUCACUCAAAGAGCCGCCGCCUGCGACAGUACUUCCAGGGCCCGCCCCCGGAUGAAGACGACGAUCCCAAGAUUGAAGACCCGUCUUGCGAUGAGGAUGAGGGCGGAGAGAUCUCCACAGUCAAGUUUGAAGAGCUUAUCAGUGUGUUCCCCAACACUGCCGUCACUGAAAGCUCUGUGAUUCAUCGUGAGAUCAGGAGUGUGAAGGAACAGCUGGAGAGGUUGGAAAAGUUGUUGGAGGCGAAGGGAGGAUUCAAGUGA